ACCCAAGGCUGGAAAGCCACCUCGAAAAAUAGUUGCAGUGGCUUCAUGGCUUCGUCCCAACGUGAGCUUGACAGCAAUCCAGCACCGUGAAGAUUGCUUUUUUAUCUAGCGGGGGCAAAAAAUGGGUGAAUGGCUUGAUCAAACCGACUAGAGUGGAUAAUACAAAAUAAAUCGAAAUGGCGUGCUCUCAACUGGGGCUAUCCCGAGACAAUUAAGCGAAGGCAUGUACUCGCAAGAGGUGGUGCAGAUUGGCCCGGCAUGGAGAUAACCUUCUUGACAGAAUUUAUAAGUACUGCACCGGCUGCUUUUCGUAUUCAGGCUGAGCAACCACCCCCUUGGUGCAAUCAUCAGGAUGCCAUCACCUCAAUCGCAAUCGCGAGCCGGCAACUUGAUUGCCAAGGUCCUUUGCAUUAAGACUGAUUAUCGGGACGAACCAACGGAUGGUAUCACCAGAGGGGAAUCCGUCCUCUCCGACUCCACUAUACAAACCUUCAUCGAGGAAGACCCGACGUCGAUAGAUUGGAUCCGUGAUGUUCUUCCUGGCCGAGAUACUGCUAAGCGAUAUGUAAAAGAACUCUUCCCUUUCUUAAACUGGAUCACUCGUUACAAUUCCCAAUGGUUCAUCGGAGAUCUUGUUGCAGGUAAGCAUCUGUGUGUGAAUCUUACGAAGCUUGGCUUGAAGCUUACUUUCUUCAGGUCUCACGGUGGGUGCUGUAGUCGUCCCUCAAGGGAUGGCUUAUGCCAUUCUCGCCAAGCUGCCACCUGAAUAUGGACUCUACACAUCGUUUAUGGGGUUUUUACUGUACUGGGCUUUUGCUACUUCCAAGGACAUCACAAUCGGGGUAAACCUCACCCAACUCCCAGUGUUACCCGAGCGGAGGGCUAAUAAUUCUGUUAGACUGUUGCUGUUAUGUCAACUCUAGUAGGAAACAUCAUCAUCAAAGUCCAAGCUGAACAUCCCAAUAUUUCGGCCGAGGAAAUUGCUAGGACUUUGGCUGUCGUUUCGGGAUGCAUUGUCCUCUUCAUUGGUCUCGCAAGAAUUGGAUGGAUUGUUGAAUUCAUUCCUCUGACUGCGAUCACGGCUUUUAUGACAGUAAGUAAACAACCUAUUCUGAUAUCGAAAGGCGUCUAAUCCUUUUAGGGAUCUGCCAUCAGUAUCGGCGUCGGUCAGCUACCUGCAAUGAUGGGCAUUCCAAAUAUCAACAACCGUAAAGCUGCAUACAAGGUUUUUAUCAACACAUUGAAGCACCUUGGCAAUUCACAUCUGGAUGCUGCUAUGGGCUUGUCAGCUUUAGUCAUGCUCUAUGGCAUUCGUGCAUUCUUCAACUUCAUGACGAAAAAACAGCCGCAGAGAAAGAAGAUGUGGUUCUUCCUUUCUACCCUCCGAAUCUCCUUCGUUAUGUUAUUGUAUAUCAUGAUUAGCUGGUUGGCAAACCGACAUGUCAAGGACGCAAAGAAAGCGAAAUUCAAGAUUCUAGGGAAGGUCCCAAGAGGUAACUUCAUCCAACCCCGUCUCCGUUUCCCUUAUCUCACGUUUUUACAACAGGAUUUCAGCACGUUGGAGCUCCUCAAAUGAACACGGAAACCAUAUCUGCCUUUCUACCUGAUCUCCCAGCCACUGUUAUCGUGCUCCUCAUCGAACACAUCGCUAUUUCCAAGUCCUUUGGAAGAAUUAACAACUAUACCAUCAAUCCUUCCCAGGAAUUGGUGGCUAUUGGGUUCACGAACAUUUUUGGUCCCUUCCUUGGUGCCUAUCCUGCGACCGGAUCAUUCUCCCGCACCGCCAUCAAAUCUAAAGCUGGAGUACGAACACCUCUCGCUGGUAUAUUCACAGCAAUUGUCGUUUUACUCGCUCUUUACGCUCUGACCGCAGUCUUCUUUUUCAUCCCGAUGAGCAGUCUCGCUGCUAUAAUCAUUCAUGCUGUAGGAGACUUGAUAACACCCCCAAACAUCGUCUACCAAUUCUGGCAGGUUUCUCCCCUCGAAGUUCCAGUCUUCUUUGCGGGCGUUUUGGUUACUAUUUUCACCAACAUCGAGAAUGGCAUUUACGUCACUAUCGCUCUCUCAGCAGCCAUUCUACUAUUCCGCGUGGCUAAAGCACAGGGUCGCUUCUUGGGUAGGAUUAAGGUCGCGUCGGUUCCAGCGAGCAGUUGGCCACAGGAUACAGGAAAGAACAGUCUCUACAGCGACUCCGACAAAGGACCGUCUGUGAACGCUAUACGAGACGUGUUCGUACCGCUUGAACAUCAAGAAGGCUCGAAUCCGAAUAUCGAGGCUCAAUCUCCAGCACCAGGAAUCUUCAUUUACCGAUUUAGCGAGGGGUUUAAUUAUCCGAACUCAGCCCAUUACAUGGAUUACUUUACCGAGUACAUUUUCAAACAAACUCGACGAACCACUCUUGACACUUACGGGAAACUUGGUGUAUGAAUUCUCUUUUCUUUUAUUCCUUGCAAACCCUUUGGUAUAAUGAUACUAACAAAACAAAGGACCGACCUUGGAAUGACCCUGGUCCCCGCCGCGGUCAACAAAUCAGCCUCGACGACCACAGGCCCAUCCUACGAGCCAUAAUCCUUGAUUUUUCUGCAGUAAACAACGUAGACGUUUCCUCGGUGCAAAAUCUAAUCGAUGUACGCAAUCAACUCGAUCGCUACGCCGCUCCCGAGAUCGUCACUUGGCAUAUCGCAUGUGUAAACAAUCGCUGGACAAAACGUGCCUUGGCAAGUGCUGGAUUCGGAUAUUCAAAGACGACGACAGCACAAGGGAAAUGGAAAUCGGUUAUUAGUGUUGCGGACUUGGACACUGGAAGUAACUUGGGCGGGGAAAGAGAGUUAAAGGGGGGCAAAGUUGAGGAUUUGGAAAUUGGUGAUGAUACCAUAACCAGUUCUGUGAAGAAAGGAUCUCUCACUACCAAGACUGGUACAGUUUUAGGCGUUGUAAGUUUCCCUUCGUUCACUAUAUUCAAUUUUCACUUGAAUUCUCUGCAUGAUACACGGAGGCUAAUUCACUGGUGUUGCAGAAUCGACCUUUCUUUUAUGUUGAUGUACAAAGUGCGGUGGAAAGUGCAAUGGCGAAUUAUGAGAGCGCAACUUUCAAGACCGCCUAAUUUGAUAAUAUCUUGCUUUCACUUCUAAUUCUACCGCUAGAAAUAAUGUAUUAACGCGCUCAAAAAGCC
Molecule: messenger RNA, 3172 nt
Organism: Hymenoscyphus albidus
Lineage: Eukaryota; Fungi; Ascomycota; Leotiomycetes; Helotiales; Helotiaceae
Source: the annotation of a GenBank genome assembly